AGCGGUCUGCUGUUUGGAGAAGUCCAAGGGCUCUUGAUGUGGCGGUGAUCACAAUACACCAGUCAUAUCAUAUUUGUCAGAACCAAUCACAGAGCCCGUAACAUAAUAUUCCAUUUGUUACGUUCGGUUCCGUUGGAGUUAGAUUGUGGUCAGUUAUAUGCGGUUAUAUACAUUGUGUGAUAUGCAUGAAGAAUUUGCAAGGAAUAAUGGUGGCUUGAAGUAUGGAUGGUGAGAAAUAUAAACCUCUGGCAGUCCUUCCACUGGAAAGUGUUAUUUCUACUAUUCAAAAAUGUUACCUACCAAGUUUUUGUUCAGAAAUAUUAAAGAAAUGUAAAGUUGGAAGUUGUAUUCUUCUACGGAUAUCAUCAACUACCAAAUGUUUGUGUAAACUGUACUGGAAAAGUGACCUACACAAUGCAUUCUGUCAGAUAGAUGAAAGUGUUUUGACUUUUAGUGGGGAUGAGAGAAUGUUAAUGGGCUUACCUCGGCAAACAGUUAAUCGGACAUACAAGGAAUUGUCAUUGGAACAGAUUCAAGUUCUUUCUUCGUGUGUUGAUAUCAGAGAUUUACAUUUAUCAGUAGUCUUUGAAAAUGUAAGUGAUAAUAAGAGAUGGCAGGAGUAUAUUGAUACUCUUCAGGACAUUGUAAAGGACAUACUGAAGUUGUACAUACUGGUUAAGGAUUCCAUAGUGUACACAAAGAAUUUGAAUCAGUGGCAGAAGUUUGGAAUUUAUUGCAUUGUGAUUCAUGACAUAGGUGUGUUAAAGACUGUGGAUGCCUCAACCAUUGGGAGAGUUGUAUCUGGCACACAAGUUUCUGUGGUUCACCAGCUGAGUAGAGUGUGGUUUGAGCAGCUUCAGAAUCCUGGUCCUGGGACUCCUCUUGGUGGACUUGAUGGCCCAUAUCAGACCCUUCAAGAGAUUAUGUGUCAGCAUAAAUUGUAUCAACAGGCUGCUUGGAAACUGGGACUCAGACCUUGCCGUCAGGUGCUUGUGGUGGGGCCAUCAGGAUGUGGGAAGACAAGUUUAGUUCGUAAUGUGACUGCAGACUGUGAAGCAGUACUGGUGAGUGUUCAAGGCCCAGAAGUUUACUGCCCUCGUCCUGGAGAUACUGAAGGCUGGUUGCGAGAUGUAUUUGAGGAAGCAUCUGAUUUGGCACAGGAAGGGGUUUGUGUUUUGUUGUUGGACGAGGUGGACAGCCUGUGUCCAAGGAGAGGUGUAGGGGGAUUGACUCCGCACCAGGCACGGGCUUCAGCACAACUUCUUACACUCUUGGAUCGUGCAGAUCAAAUAAGAGGACUUGUAGUGAUUGCUACUACCAACAGACCAAAUGCACUGGAUCCAGCUAUACGCAGGCCAGGGCGACUGGAGACAGAGGUGCACAUUGGAGUUCCUACUGAAAAUGAGAGGCAGCAGAUACUGGAAGUGCUGUUGUCUCCACUCUUAAUUCAGGAAAAGUCCCAGCUGUGUAACAGGAUAGCACAUCUCACACCAGGCUAUGUUGGAGCUGAUCUGUCACUCCUAUGUCAAGAUGUUUUUCUCGGCAGGUAUAGAAGAAAGAUACAGAACAGUGCACACAGUUCAGAAGAAUGGCUCUUGGACUUCCAGGCUUCAUUGGCCAGAGUAAGGCCUUCCUCAUUGAGAGGUGGUUUAGGUGUGGUUAUGACUCAGCAUGCCAAACUGUCAGAUAUUGGUGGCAUGGAAAGUAUUAAGCAGUCACUGUGUGCUGCUGUUGAAUGGCCAUUACUAUAUCCAGAAACUUUUGCAAAGUUUGGACUUCCACAGCCUAAAGGUGUUCUACUGUAUGGACCACCAGGUUGUGCAAAAACGUCUUUGGCUUGUGCACUUGCCUCUGCAAUGAAUGUCACAUUCCUUUCUGUCUCUGCUGCUGAUCUCUACUCGCCAUAUGUGGGAGAUGCGGAGAAAAGUAUUGGUGAACUGUUCCAUCGAGCUAGACUGGGAGCUCCAACGAUCCUCUUCAUUGAUGAAAUAGAUGCUUUAGUUGGCAGCAGAGGGCACAGGGAACAAGGGGUACAGGAGCGUGUAUUGUCAGCUUUGCUCACUGAGAUGGAUGGAAUUGGUGUCCAGCAAGAUUCUGUGUCUACCAUGUAUAAGACUUACAGAGGGAAUAAGUCUGUUUGCCCUCCACAGAUUAACGUGGGUGUAGUAGUAAUAGCUGCAACAAAUCGCCCAGAUAUGCUAGACAAUGCCCUGCUACGACCUGGGCGUUUUGACAAGCUGCUGUAUGUGCCGCCACCUGAUAAUGCAGCUAGGUUGGCGAUCUUGCGUGUCCUCACAGCACACAUUCCACUUGGUGACUGUGUUGAUCUGCAGUUUCUUGCUCUCACGACAAACCUCUUCUCUGGUGCUGAUAUGAGCAACCUUUGUAGAGAGGCUGCAUUUUGUGCACUGACAGAAGAAGGAAUGGCAGUGAAGCAGGUGAAACACAGACAUUUUUUGCAAGUGUUACACCACCUUUGUCCAUCUUUGUCUCAACGCCAAGUUGACUGGUAUAGCUGUUACAAAAAGUGUGAUAAAUAAAAGUCACUUACAGCCUUAUCAUCAUACUAGACAUGAUCAUUGAAGUGUAGAGUUUGUCUUUCAAUUACCUUGGUCAAUCCAACGCUCUAAUCCUAUGAGAUUGAUUAUGUUUUUGUUAUCACCAAUCAGCCUGACAAUAUUUCACUGUUUUUCUUCUUUGGGGUUUCUGUUGUGGUUUUUAUUAAAGGAACCACCGAGAGGCUACGGUGUGUAUUAGGGCACAAAACUUUAUGUGUAAAAGACAGGAUGUGCCCUGGCACAGUUGCUAAAUAUUCCCUCUGUGUAUGUAUAUGAGGGUUCAGAUGAAACCUGUUUAUGUAUUUUUCCAUAUUUGGACUCCACAGUGGUUCCAGCAGCAGCCCAAGGAGUAAAUGGAGAGAUCUGUUGGCUGGUGCAUCAGUAAAAUGCAUGCCUCAACACUUACAUGGAUUAUUUUUACCAGCUUCAACUCCUUUGCCCAGAACAAUCCCCAAAUGUGUUUUCAUUCUAACUUCCCUUAUGUUUCCCCUCCCAUAUUAUAAUUUAUAUAGUGAAUGCUGUAAAAGAAUGAUUAGUCCUCCUGAUACAUGUCAUUCCAAAGAAUAUGGUCAGAUCUGAGAUCCUGUGUUUGCUAGGCUUAAAGAAUUUUAAUGUGUGUUGUUAGAAGUAAUGUCAUAGCUAUCCAGAUGUGUUUUAAAAAUUUAAAACAAUGAGAGACCUGUGUACUUCUAUUAAUUUUAAUAGUGUAUGUUUUAUGAUAUAGACUGUAACUUUUACACAAGCUGUAUAAGUCAAAUUUAUGCUCGGUGCCUUAAUUAGUUAAGCGGUGGGACAACUUUACUGUAUCCCAUUAACUCUCAUCAUAUGCGUAUGCCACAUGGCUAAUCACAUAAGAUAAGUUUCUACCUGACCAGACAACAGGUUUAUCACAAAAGUCUCCAGAUAUAGCCAUUCAUAAAUCAAAGUAAAGAAUAACAAAUUUAAUUGGAAAGAAUAAAUAAGGAUAGUGUAACUGAAUACAAAGACCUUAUCAACCAAAUAAGGUCUUUGUACUGCCUCAAACUUAUAAACCCAUAUUUGUGUGUAUGUAUGAGAGGGUUUAAUAACUCAUUGUAACUUGACAGAUGCAAUUUGUAAUGUGACAUAUUUUAAACACACAUACUGGUUCUAUGCAAAACAUUUAGGUGUUUAUUUACUGUGCUGUAGGGUGUGUAAAAUAUGAAAUCCUGGAAAAGGACACAGGUUCAAGUUUUGAUACACUUUCACAUCUUGGAUGUUCCAAAUAGAAAAAAAGUUUCUUGUCCAAAACAUUAAUUCUAGGAGGUAAGUUACACAGAAAUUGUAGUAAUUUUUAAA
Molecule: messenger RNA, 3875 nt
Organism: Cryptotermes secundus
Lineage: Eukaryota; Metazoa; Arthropoda; Insecta; Blattodea; Kalotermitidae
Product: spermatogenesis-associated protein 5-like protein 1
Exons: 10
Coding region: 222-2540 (772 amino acids)
Molecular function (GO): ATP hydrolysis activity; ATP binding
Source: RefSeq, a predicted model, not a curated record